Macadamia integrifolia is the source of this 2126-nucleotide messenger RNA. RefSeq names its product glycosyltransferase BC10-like. NCBI's taxonomy places the organism in Eukaryota, Viridiplantae, Streptophyta, Magnoliopsida, Proteales, Proteaceae. The record is from RefSeq and is a predicted model, not a curated record. The coding region runs from base 757 to 1869 and encodes 370 amino acids. Gene Ontology annotation, molecular function: glycosyltransferase activity. Gene Ontology annotation, cellular component: membrane. The transcript has 11 exons.
CAGUAAAGAUCCGCUGAACCGGUAAUUCCGUUAUUUUAUUUGGUACGCGAGGAUGUAUUUGCAAUUAACGAGGGUUGGCUGCUCAUGGUUGAGUUUGUUACUUUGUUUCAGUUGACACACACAACUCAGCCUCAGUCUCUCUCUCUCUCUCUCUCUCUCGUCUUUGAAUCUAGAAGAUGCUUCACAAGCUAUUUGUGCUUUAAUUGGAUGCUUCAUCUUGUCGUUCUUACGAUUUCAUCUGGAAUCCGUGAAAAAGAGAAAGAAAAAUCGGAUUCCAAGUCUCUCACCGCAAAAAAUUUAGGUCUAGUUCUUCCUUUAGUGGAUAUUGGCUAGGGUUUUGAAGAAAAGUUUAAGAUCUGCGUCUUCAAUAUGAUGAGAAUUAUUUAAUUUUUCGAUUGAGCUGGUAGAAUGAAGGAGCUAGUAAGAAACUCAUGAUCUCGGUUCCUUUAGAUAAAGAACAGAAGCUAAGAAGCUGGAAGAUUCUUCUGGCGUGAAAUUGAAGCUUUUAUUAUGAAAUGUAUUUCGCGGUUGUCUAUCGGUUCACGCUUUGGUUGAAUUGUAGUCGUUUUCUUCUGAAGAAAAUAAGCAGCUCUGAAUCAGAGAUUUGGGCUGUAAUUGCCUCAGAUGAGAUGCUUGGAAACUAUUCAGAUAAAACGGAAGUGAUCGAUUGAUUGCUGUUACGGUGGAAUGAGAACCAAUUCUUUAAGACUCUGUUUGUUUUGAAAUGAUCGAGCAUUUCAUCUAAAUUGAUAAGAGAUGAAGCGAAGGAACAGUAUAAGUAAAUCUCACAGUCGAUGGAACAAAAAGCUUUUAGCGGUGCUUUUCCUGAGCUUUUGUUUUGGAUGUCUAGUGUUGAUGCAGGCACGUUACGAUCGAAUUAGAAUGAUCAUUUCGUCACCUCCUCCAUUUGUUCAGAGGCCUAAGAUUGCGUUUCUUUUUAUUGCAAGGAACCGGCUUCCCCUGGAGAUUGUGUGGGAUGCCUUUUUUCAGGGAGAAAGGGAGAACAGAUUUUCAAUUUUUAUCCAUGCUAGGCCUGGAUUUCUGUUCAAUCGGGCAACAACAAAAUCAGUAUACUUUUAUGGCCGCCAGGUCAACGACAGUGUGCAGGUAGAUUGGGGAGAAGCAAGCAUGAUCCAGGCAGAGCGUAUUUUGCUGAAAAAUGCCCUCAUGGAUUCAUUUAAUGAGAGAUUUGUUUUUUUAUCAGACAGCUGCUUGCCCUUGUAUGGCUUCAGCUAUACAUAUGACUAUAUCAUGUCUACACCAAAUAGUUUUGUAGACAGCUUUGCAGAUACAAAAGAAGGUCGUUACAAUCCAAAAAUGCAUCCUGUUAUUCCUGUUCAUAAUUGGAGGAAAGGAUCUCAGUGGGUUGUUUUAAGAAGAAAGCAUGCUGAAGUUGUAGUGGAAGAUGAUAUGGUCUACCCAGUGUUUCAGCAGCAUUGCAGAAGGAAAUCACUACCUGAGUUUUGGCGGGACCAUCCUCUUCCUGCAGAUGGUUCAAAGGAGCAUAACUGUAUACCAGAUGAACAUUAUGUUCAGACAUUGCUGGCGCAAAAGGGACUUGAAGGGGAAAUUACUCGGAGAACAUUGACACAUACUUCGUGGGAUCUUUCAUCCUCCAAAGUCCGUGAAAGACGUGGGUGGCAUCCAGUCACUUACAAAAUGUCAGAUGCUACUGCAGAAGUUAUUCAAUCAAUAAAGGACAUCGAUAACAUUAAUUAUGAGACUGAAUCUCGAAAAGAAUGGUGCAGCAGCAAAGGGAAGCCAGCACAUUGCUUUCUAUUUGCAAGGAAGUUCACUCGGUCUGCUGGUCUCCGGCUCCUUAAUGAGUCUGUGUUGGGAGUUUCCAAUGAAGGGAUUGAUGAGGCAUAAUUUUGGUGAGGUGCAUCUGUUGCAAAUUAUACCAGGUAAUAAUCCUAAUUUGAAAAUAUGUAAACUUCAGUGUAAAAUAGCACGUAUAGAACUAAUAAAAUGAUAAACAGGUGCGUUCUUGUUUUCCUAUAGAUGUAAAAAUUAAAGAGUAAUUACUUGUAAUUCUACGUCCUAUUGUAAAUGUAGUUUCAGAAGCUAAUUACAGAAUUAAGGAAACUUCCUUUUAGUAAAAGUUUAUGAGAGGUUUUACUGGUAAA